AGCUGCAGCACUGAAUCUCACAGUAGCAUCCUCUCAGUGACUUUUAGAUAGUAGUAGAUAACAGGGACAGCACUCUGUUAUACCUUAUAUUCAUCCUUCGAGAACCCAACCAAAGAUUCAGCUGAGUGAGUUCUAUUCAUUCUUAAUAUUUUUACAGCUUGUUGAUGUUGUGUUUAAAAAUUACUUCAGUUCUAGUAGAAAGUCUAAAUGAAGUAUAAACAUGGUAACAAAACACUUCCUGUAGAUUAGUUCAGAGGAUUGCCUCACUGCAGUCAACUUUCCCUUAAAGAGAAUUUAAAAAUAAUUAUUCAUUGCUGUCACAUCAACCGAACUGUUGUCAGGGGUGAGGCGAGUUUAAAAAAAAAAAAAAAAAAAAAAAAUCAGGAAAUGGUUUUACAGUCUCAUAGUCUCCUUGUCUCAUAGACUCAAAAUGGUGUUAAAGUGUUGCCUGAAACAGUGGACAUAAAACUUGCGGCAUAAAUAAACAGAAAAGUGUUUUUUCUACUCUUUUGAUACACAAUGUCACACAGCAUUUCCCAGAAUAAACUGCACUGCAGUUCUGGCCCAUUGCACCACUUGUAAAGAGACAAACAUCUCAUGUAACUGUCAUGAGGGUGGGACAAAAGAAACCAGGAAGUGUUUUAUCGUCUCACUGCUUCGACCUCAACUCUCCACUGAGUUUACUAUAUGUGUCCAAGAGUUUGUUGACAUAAGUGGAAGGAAGGUUUUCUCUGUAAACUGUAGCAUUUACAGACUUUCUUUCCGGGUACAGACAAAAAGACUCCACCGUUGUUGUUUUUUUGAAUAUUUGAAGAUGAUUUUGUCACUGGCUUCCAUCGCUACUCUUUUGGCCGUCAUUAUUCCAGCUUCUCAUGGUGGGAAGGUUCUGGUGUUUCCCCAUGACGGCAGCCACUGGGUGAACAUGAAGGUGCUUGUUGAGGAGCUGCAUUCAAGGGGACAUGCUGUGACAGUUAUCCGGGCCGCAGACAGCUGGUACAUCAGUGAAACAUCUCCACAUUACAAUACCGUCACAGUGAAUAUUGCUGGUGCCGAAAAUGAGGAUUUUUAUCGUCUCUUUGUCUCUGAAGUUAUUAAAAUUAAGCGAAGCCAAGGGUCUGUGUGGGCCCGUUUCGCUUUAGACAUGGAAUUAAAGGACAAGUUCUCUGAAUUACACAAGAGAGUGUGUGAAAUGGUUGUGAACAUGCUUGAAAACAAAGAGUUAAUGAAGUCUUUUCAAGACGGCAAGUAUGAGGCGGUUUUGACAGACCCUGCUGACGGAGGAGGAGUAAUGCUGGCUCACUACCUCGGAUUGCCGUUAGUGUUUAAUGCUCGGUGGACUGUUCAUGGUGAGGCCCAUUUUGCUAUUGCACCUUCUCCACUCUCUUAUGUCCCGCUUCCGCCUUCAGAAUUAGCAGAUCAGAUGACUUUCUUUGAGAGGGUCAAAAACAUAAUUUUUUACAUCAUGAGGAUGCAUUUGUACAAACAGGUAGCUGGACCACAUUAUUCUGCAUUGGCCAACCACUUCAUUGGCCCAGGUGUGGACUAUUUCUCCCUGUUUCAAGCAGCAGACCUGUGGCUGAUGAGAGUGGACUUUGUAUUUGAGUUCCCUCGUCCCACCAUGCCUAAUGUUGUCUAUAUGGGAGGGUUCCAGUGUAAACCUGCAAAACCUCUGCCUCAACACCUGGAGGAGUUUGUGCAGAGCUCUGGAGAACACGGAGUCAUCAUCAUGUCUCUGGGGACUUUGAUCGGAGAGCUUCCCCAUGACUUAGCCAAUGAGAUUGCUGCAGCUUUCGCUAAAUUACCUCAGAAGGUCAUCUGGAGGUAUAAAGGUGACAGACCGGCCACUGUGGGCAACAACACUUUACUGGUCGACUGGAUGCCACAGAAUGACCUCCUAGGACAUCCUAAGAUUAAACUAUUUGUUAGUCAUGGAGGAACAAAUGGAAUCUAUGAGGCUAUAUAUCAUGGGGUACCAAUUGUAGGAAUUCCCAUUGUGUUUGAUCAAGCCGACAACCUCUCCAGACUGAGAGCAAAGGGAGUCACAAAGGUUAUGGAUAUUUCUGUAUUGGAUAGGACAGCACUUCAGACUGCCAUAGAGGAAGUCCUGACUGAGCCCUCCUACAGGAUGAACAUGCAGAGACUCUCCAGGCUGCACAGAGAUCAGCCAAUGAAGCCGCUGGACACCGCCCUCUUCUGGAUAGAGUUUGUUAUGAGACACAAAGGUGCAGCUCACCUGAGAACAGAGUCCUACAGACUGCCCUGGUACUCCUAUCACUCUGUAGAUGUUAUACUAUUUCUGCUCACAAUUGCAUUACUUAUUUUCCUAUUUUUUGUUGGGUUAGUGUGGUCUUGCUUCAGAUUGUGUUUAAAAACAAAAAUGAAAUCUGACUAACAGGGAAGGGUGCAUUGUUUGAUUUCACACUGGUUAAUGUCUUCUGGAAAAAAGCGUGUCAAAGAAUGAACAUAACUGCCAGUUCUGACUGCUAACUUGCUGAAUAAAGUCUGUUUGUUUA
This is a messenger RNA of Seriola aureovittata, 2513 nucleotides long. Its product is annotated as UDP-glucuronosyltransferase 2A2-like. The record is from RefSeq and is a predicted model, not a curated record. Bases 815 to 2392 code for a protein of 525 amino acids. The transcript has 2 exons. Gene Ontology annotation, molecular function: UDP-glycosyltransferase activity. Lineage: Eukaryota; Metazoa; Chordata; Actinopteri; Carangiformes; Carangidae.